Microdochium trichocladiopsis is the source of this 411-nucleotide messenger RNA. RefSeq lists its product as uncharacterized. Lineage: Eukaryota; Fungi; Ascomycota; Sordariomycetes; Xylariales; Microdochiaceae. The transcript has a single exon. The record is from RefSeq and is a predicted model, not a curated record. The annotation marks the transcript as partial.
GUUAUCGCACAUCUCUGGAACAAGCAUAGCGUUCCACUGGCCGGCCGAUUAGGACUUGCGGAGCAUAUACGCGAUAACUACUCUCACGGCCUCCGCAAACCUACGGAUGCAGCUCUACCGCCCUGCGGUUCCAAACCCCAUCCAGAACUCCAGACCUACGAUGGCUUCAGCUACCGCAAGUGCGUCUUCUUUACGACAAGCUUCCACGAGCUUACAAGGCACCUCUCUCAUAAGCACCUCAACGGGGAAACCGCGACCCGGCCGCGAAUUGGCCUACUCUACGACGACGUCUACCUACAGUCUUGGGCGGGCCGGCCUGUGUCACGAUCCUGCCUCCGGGGUCAACCGUCUGACAGGGCGCUGGGGUUGCUGCUGUGGAAGAUAGGUAAAGCCUUCGCAAUUCUCAUUUAA